Molecule: messenger RNA, 816 nt
Organism: Camelina sativa (false flax)
Lineage: Eukaryota; Viridiplantae; Streptophyta; Magnoliopsida; Brassicales; Brassicaceae
Source: RefSeq, a predicted model, not a curated record
AUGGGGAAAAACAAGGACAAACUCGAACAUGUACCCGACGGAGCCAUUAAGCUGGAAGAACAAUCACAUGGAGUCUACAAACGCGAUCGCUUUACGGAGUGGCCGACAAUUACCCCCGAGAACAGUAAUGAUCUAGAUGGGGAGGAUCUCGGUGAACCGACCACUUCUGCUGAACCACCAAGCCACUCCCCAGGACAACCCGACCACACUACUCGGAUAGGUGAUCGGGUUGACCCUCCAGUAACUCUGCCUCCUGUAGACAAACCAGGAAGAGAGAAGCAGAAAGAAAGGAGAUUCAUUCCCCCACCUUACAAGCCACCUCUGUCGUUCCCUGGACGAUUUCUCAAGGAACUCCUGGAGAAGUACAAGGCAUUGUUCGAGAAACAGAUGCAAGAACUCGAACUUCGCAUGCCCCUUAUGGAUGCCUUCACCUUGAUACCUCCUUACCAGAAUUUCCUGAAGGACGCAGUCAUGGAGCGAAUCAAGCAAGUUCAAGGGAUGUUUAUACUCAAUCAUGAGUGCAGUGCCAUAAUUCAGAGGACUGCCGCACCUAAGAAACUGAGCGACGCGGGAUCGUUUACUUUACCUUGCUCGAUUGGACCAUUGAAGUUCGGACGAUGUCUUUGCGAUCUGGGGGCAUCAGUCAGCUUGAUGCCACUUACUGUAACUAAACAUCUCGAAUUUGAGAAAUACAAGCCUACCAACAUCCAACUGGUUCUGGCAGAUCGAACUACGAGGUUGCCAAGCGGAGUUUUGGAAGACCUGCCGGUCAAUGUAGGGUCAGUAGACGUACCAACCGACUUUGUGGUUUUGUAA